Messenger RNA from Rattus rattus (black rat), 1771 nucleotides. It is a transcript of the gene Ca9, whose product is annotated as carbonic anhydrase 9. The transcript is spliced from 10 exons. The record is from RefSeq and is a predicted model, not a curated record. Gene Ontology annotation, cellular component: plasma membrane. Lineage: Eukaryota; Metazoa; Chordata; Mammalia; Rodentia; Muridae. Gene Ontology annotation, molecular function: zinc ion binding; carbonate dehydratase activity. Bases 223 to 1719 code for a protein of 498 amino acids.
CAAGCUAAGCUGGUGAUCCUGAUAACCUUCUGCCUAUGAACACACCCGCCUCUCACCCCAACCCUACCCAGUACUUGACCAGUGUCCAGGCUUUGGUAUCGGGGAGGGGGCAUAGGGCCAGACAGAACCUGUAGGACUUUGGCUCCAUCUCUACAAAAGGGCACUGUGAGUCAGUCUGCUCCCCUCAAGGCUUGCUCCUCCCCUCCCCAGCUCCUAUUUCCGAUGCACGUACAGCCCGUCCACACUGUGUCCUGGGACACCCCAGUCAGCUGCAUGGCUUCCCUGGGCCUGAGCCCCUGGGUCCCUUUGUUGACCCCAGCCCCUACUGUGCAGCUGCUGCUGUUGCUGCUGCUCCUAGUGUCCGCUCAUCCCCAGAGCCUGUCCGGGAUGCAGGGGGUGCCCUCCUUGGGAGAAAGUUCAUCUGGGGAGGAUGAUCUGGGCGUGGAGGAUCUGCCCAGCGAAGAGGAUGCACCUGGAGAGGCGGAUCCACCCGGUGGGGAGGAUCCACCUGAAGUUAAUUCUAAAGCCAGAAAGGAGGAUUCCCUCGCCUUAGAGGACCUACCGACUCCUGAGGUUCCUGAGAACAGUCGAGGUUCCCACAGGGAUGAAAAAGGGGGUGGCCACAGUCCUUGGAGCUAUGGAGGCACCGUACUCUGGCCCCAGGUGUCCCCAGCCUGUGCUGGCCGCUUUCAGUCCCCUGUGGACAUUCGACUGGAGCUCACCUCAUUCUGCCGCACUCUGCAACCCCUGGAACUACUGGGUUAUGAGCUCCAGUCUCUCCCGGAACUGAGCCUGUGCAACAAUGGCCACACGGUACAGCUGACUCUGCCGCCCGGGCUGAAGAUGGCUCUGGGACCUGGGCAGGAAUACCGGGCCCUGCAGUUGCAUCUACACUGGGGAACUUCAGAUCACCCAGGCUCAGAACACACAGUCAAUGGCCACCGUUUCCCUGCUGAGAUCCAUGUGGUUCACCUCAGUACAGCCUUCUCAGAACUUCAUGAAGCCUUGGGACGCCCGGGAGGCCUGGCGGUUUUGGCUGCCUUUCUGCAGGAGAGCCCAGAAGAAAACAGUGCCUACGAACAGUUGCUGUCCCACUUGGAAGAAAUCGCAGAGGAAGGCUCCAAGAUUGAGAUCCCAGGUUUGGAUGUAUCGGCACUGUUGCCCUCGGACCUCAGUCGCUACUACCGAUAUGAGGGGUCUCUGACCACACCUCCCUGCAGCCAGGGUGUCAUCUGGACGGUGUUCAAUGAGACAGUGAAGCUGAGUGCUAAACAGCUCCAUACGCUCUCCGUUUCCCUGUGGGGACUUCGUGAUUCUCGGCUACAACUGAACUUCCGAGCCACACAACCUUUGAAUGGGCGAACGAUCGAGGCUUCCUUCCCUGCUGUAGCAGACAGCAGCCCUGAGCCAGGUGCCCAGUUAUCUCAUAGCCCGUGUCGUCACAACCCAGCUACGGGUCCCACCUCUUCCUGUGUCUCCUUUGUACCAGUCUGUCACAGGUACUCAUGGGCCCCGGUUCUAAUGACUUCUUUUAUCUUUUCAGUCCACGUGAAUUCCUGCCUCUCUGCUGGUGACAUCCUAGCCUUGGUGUUUGGCCUUCUCUUUGCUGCCACCAGCAUCGCCUUCCUCCUACAGCUGAGGAGGCAGCACAGGCACAGAAGUGGGACCAAAGAUGGAGUUACCUACAGCCCUGCAGAAAUGACAGAAACUGGGGCCUAAUGAGGAGAAGCCAGCUAAAGGAGUCUGGGAACCUUUAUACGGCUUCUCUGUA